This is a messenger RNA of Conger conger (European conger), 1703 nucleotides long. RefSeq names its product lysozyme C-like. The record is from RefSeq and is a predicted model, not a curated record. Gene Ontology annotation, molecular function: lysozyme activity. Bases 960 to 1394 code for a protein of 144 amino acids. The transcript is spliced from 4 exons. Lineage: Eukaryota; Metazoa; Chordata; Actinopteri; Anguilliformes; Congridae. Gene Ontology annotation, biological process: defense response to Gram-negative bacterium; defense response to Gram-positive bacterium.
GUGGGAAAGUUGGAACUCGAAUAAAAGGGCAACAUAAUUAGUAUGACUCCAACCAUACCAUGUUCAUGCAUGCUCAGAAUAACGCAUGUCACCAAAAAAAACCCCACAAUGUUCAGCUUUGAUGCUUUUGUUGUCAUCUGGCAGUACUCAUUAAUUUAUCAUUAAUAGGCAUUCACAACAUUAAUAGGCAUUCAAUAGGCAUUCAAUAGAUGAUUUAAGAUUGGUUACACUGCUGCCUCACAGCAAGGAGGUCCUGGGUUUGAAUCCCGGUCGGCCGGGCCUCUCUGUGCGGAGUUUGCAUGUUCUCCCCGUGUUCGUGUGGGUUUCCUCCGGGUACUCCGGUUUCCUCCCACAGUCCAAAGACAUGCAGGUUAGGCUGAUUGGAGAGUCUAAAUUGCCCGUGAAUGGUGUGUGUGCCCUGCGAUGGACUGGCGUUGGACCUUUCGGCCAAUGUAUGCUGGCAUAGGCUCCAGCCCCCCUGUGACCCUGUUCAGGAUAAGCAGGUUAAGAUAAUGGAUGGAUGGAAAAAUAUUAAUACCAAGAGCUUUGCAUUCUACUGUAUAUUAAUUAAAAAUAAGAAAUAAGAUAUUUUAAAAUAUUAAAUAAUGUGUUUUUUUGACCAAAAUAAAAUGCAUUAAAUGUACGCCUACUUCAACAAUGCACAGCUUGUCUUAAUCAAACCUCUGCCAAACAUAUUUGUUAUAUGGACAUUUUUAUCACUGUGUGAUACAGUGGCUAAUGUAUGCCUGACAAAUAUUUGAGGUGUGACUCCUGGCAGAUCAGACAUAAUGAUAGACAGGCGGAAGGACCUCUAAUUUUUCAGAAGUUAAACCACGUUCAAAUAAUCACAGAACCAACCAGUAACAACUGAAGUUCAUUUGGAUCCUUUCUCUAAUCAUGAGGCUAUUUAAGCGGUGGUGUACGGAAGGGUCACAUUCAGAAUCAUCCUCCCUUUCAGAAUGAGGGUUCUUGCGUUUCUCCUGCUUGUGGUCGCCGCGAGCAGCCACAAAGUGUUUGAGCGGUGUGAGCUGGCGAGGGCGCUCAAGAAUGCAGGAAUGGACGGCUACCACGGGGUCUCCCUGGGAGACUGGGUCUGCUUGUCCAAGUGGGAGUCAGACUACAACACUGGCGCCAUUAACCACAACACUGAUGGGUCCACGGACUACGGCAUCUUCCAGAUCAACAGCCGCUGGUGGUGUACCAACGGCAAGGGCCGAACUUCUAACGCCUGUCACAUCCCCUGUUCCAAACUGCUCUCCUCUGACAUCAGUGCUGCGAUUACGUGUGCCAAGCGUGUGGUCAGAGAUCCCAACGGGAUCAGAGCUUGGGUGGCAUGGCGGCACCGGUGUCAGGGGCACGAUGUCCAUAAGUACAUCGAGGGCUGCGGAGUGUGAGAUCGACACCCAGAGAGAAGCACCUUUUCCCCUUCCCUGUCAGCUCUGUGAUCACUCUCUUCUGAUAUUCAACGGUGAAACACUCCUGAUUCCCUUGCUUGUCUGCAUAAAAAUUCUGAAAAAGUAUAAAUAAUUUGUGUGCAACACUUUAAUGAGUACCUCUUGAGAAAAUUGAUGUUGAUUAUCAUUUUGUUAAUGAUUAACAUGCCAUUUUGAAGCUAGCUGUAUUUAGAGUUUCUUUACACACUGCCAAAAAGUUUGUGUUUUUGUUCCCCGGCUGCUUUCUCAUUAAAUAGUGAGUCAUUGUAA